This is a messenger RNA of Eimeria tenella, 594 nucleotides long. RefSeq lists its product as uncharacterized. Lineage: Eukaryota; Apicomplexa; Conoidasida; Eucoccidiorida; Eimeriidae. Bases 1 to 594 code for a protein of 197 amino acids. The transcript has a single exon. The record is from RefSeq and is a predicted model, not a curated record.
AUGCAAGCCCCGGAUAACGGCGGUGCUGCUGCAGGCACGAGGGGCCCCGGGGGCCCCCCAGGGUCUUCAAGGGGCCCCAUUGGGUGCCUAGAUGCUCUGCCUUUCCAGCAAGCGGAGAGGGCCCUGAGGCUGGAGCAGCAAACGAGCAGGGACCCGCUGCAGCAGGAGGAGCUGCUGGUGCAGCAGGAAGUGCUGCUGCGCAAGGUGAAGCCCCAGGCGCAUGCAGCAAAGCUGGGGGCCCUCGAGCUGCUGCUGCAGCAGCACCCCCAACUCUAUACUUACCAGCAGCAACUCUACAGCUUCCCAGGAACUCGCCAAGAAGAAGCUGUGGGCGCGCUGGUGCUGCUGCCCCUGCGGGAGCUGUUGGCCUUUAAACGACUCCGCAAAAGUAAGUGCAGCAGCAGCAGCAGCAGCGGCAGCAGCUGCAGCAGAGCUGCGGCGGAGUUGCUGCAGCAGAGCUGCAGCAGCUGCUGCUUAGCUCGCCUUCAGCGGGUGUGCCGACACGCCUCCCACUGUGUCCGCAUAUCUGCUGCUGCGUGCUGCUGCUACGUGUUGCUGCUGCGUGCUGCUGCUGCAUGCUGCUGCUGCGUCUAG